Molecule: messenger RNA, 1747 nt
Organism: Pogoniulus pusillus (Red-fronted tinkerbird)
Lineage: Eukaryota; Metazoa; Chordata; Aves; Piciformes; Lybiidae
Product: polycomb group RING finger protein 3-like
Exons: 11
Coding region: 511-1239 (242 amino acids)
Biological process (GO): regulation of transcription by RNA polymerase II
Cellular component (GO): PRC1 complex
Source: RefSeq, a predicted model, not a curated record
ACAGAGAUAACUCGUCAGCGCUCCGAUCUGCGCCUCGCCAGCCUCCGGACCGCCGGCGCCCAGCUCGGCUCGUACCCGCGAAGGCACAGACAAUGCCUUAAUAACCCCUGAACUGUUCCAAUCCACGAUGUUUGGGACUUCCAGAACUGACUUCGGCCAGUUAAGGAAAAAAGGAAAAGAGAGCUUGGAAGGAAGAGAGGACGGGAAUCCACCUCCUGAAGAUUCCUGCUCCUCCUCCUUAGCGGCCGGACACAGCGUUGCUUCUCUUCUGUUGCCGUUGCUGCCAUUUGUUAACAGCACCAGAGUGCAGGACACAGCUUGCUUUCAUCAGGAGAGGUGUCCAGUGCACCUGGAAUUAUAUGCCCCAGGGGUGGAAACACAGUCCUACUAUUUGCUGCAGACUGAUUCAUACUGCACUGGAGAAAAGUGCAUCUCCAGAACACUUGCAAUACAUUGACAACAUCAUCAUAUGAGGUAACACAGCAGAAGUUACUGAGAAAGAUACCAAAAAUGAUGACUAGAAAGAUUAAGCUUUGGGACAUCAAUGUCCAUAUAACCUGCCAUUUGUGCAACGGAUACCUGAUUGAUGCCACCACUGUAACAGAAUGCUUACAUACCUUCUGUAGAAGCUGCUUGGUUAAGUAUUUGGAGGAAAACAACACCUGUCCAACAUGUCGGAUUGUUAUACACCAGAGCCAUCCAUUACAGUAUAUCGGACAUGAUAGAACAAUGCAAGAUAUUGUUUACAAGCUUGUGCCAGGCCUCCAAGAAGCGGAAAUGAAAAAGCAGAGGGAAUUCUAUCACAAACUGGGUAUGGAAGUACCAGGGGACAUCAAAGGGGAGACAUGCUCUGCAAAGCAACAUCUCGAUUCACAUCACAAUGGUGAAACUAAACCAGAUGAAAAUUCAAACAAAGAAACUUCUGAAGAAAAGCAUGAAGAAGAUAAUGACUAUCAUCGAAGUGAUGAACAGGUAAGCAUCUGCUUGGAAUGCAAUAGCAGCAAAUUACGUGGAUUGAAACGAAAAUGGAUCCGCUGCUCAGCACAAGCAACAGUCUUGCAUCUAAAGAAGUUCAUUGCUAAAAAACUUAACCUUUCUUCUUUUAAUGAGCUGGAUAUAUUAUGCAAUGAAGAGAUUCUUGGCAAGGACCACACACUCAAGUUUGUAGUUGUUACUAGAUGGAGAUUUAAGAAAGCACCUCUACUGCUACAUUACAGACCCAAAAUGGACUUGCUCUAGGAGAAAUUUAUUGUCCUUCUGGACUUUUUUUUUUUUUCAGAGACUAUCAUCUGGCACCUUAGUGCAGCACUUAAGUUUCAUGUGACAUGAACCAGCAGAACCAUUUUGGAACACUGUAGUGCUUCUAUAGCAGACUGUCCUUUAGAAUAUUUCUAGGGAUGUGCCGCAUGGAUUUUUGGACAAAAAAAAAUAUUUUUGUACAAAUGAAAUAAAUUACAACUCAGCAGAAUUCUACCAGCACUGAGUUUACAGUUAGUGAAAACACUUUACAGUUCCAUGGAGCUCAGCCUGAUUGACCUAUUUGUAGUUAUGCACAAAUAAGUUUAAAAUAUUGCUUUUACCACCAAAUUACUACAUUUAGUUGUGCUUUUGUCUUUAAUCUUUUACAACUUGUUUCAGAAUGUUUUUUGAGGUGUUAUUUUAUAUAGUAAGCCAAAUUAUGUCAAAUUUAAUCAAGCCAUUCUACAGGACAUUGGACAUAAUGAUACAAUAAGUGGUGAUAUUUAUU